This is a messenger RNA of Frankliniella occidentalis (western flower thrips), 1431 nucleotides long. RefSeq names its product neuropeptide CCHamide-1 receptor-like. Bases 458 to 748 code for a protein of 96 amino acids. The record is from RefSeq and is a predicted model, not a curated record. The transcript has 4 exons. NCBI's taxonomy places the organism in Eukaryota, Metazoa, Arthropoda, Insecta, Thysanoptera, Thripidae.
UCCGGUCCACGGCGCGGUCCGCCCUCGCACCCCCCCGGCGGCAGCCCCGAGCGUGCCCAUGCACGUCUAGUGCACGCCGCCGGCGAGCAGGCUAGCUCUUGGACAGCAGCUUGUGUCACGCCAGAACGAAUUGCCGGAAUAAUAAUAACUGUAAGAAAACAAGGACAGCAACAACAAGCAAAAGUAUCUGGGAGGGGCUGCGAAGUUUUUUGGAAGAGAAGUCUGUUUUGACGUCAAGUGGGGGAGGUGUGGUGCAUAGCACCCCACGAUCUCAAAGAUGGAGGCGGACGACCGUCUUGACGCCGGCCAGCGCAGCACCGGCGGGCCUACCGUCCCCAUCGCCCCCUCCGGAACCCCGCCCCGGCGGCCCGCAUCGCGGCACCAGCGGUACUGAGGCCUCCGCCGCCGCGGGGAGGGGCGACUCCGGGCCCGUCCAGGCGCCGUCCCGGACGCCGCCAUGGAGCCCAGGAACUGCACCGGAACAUGUUUCUUGGCGAAUGGAACGCUGUGGAAGAACGUCUCCGAUGCGCUGGAGGGCGACGAGAGAUCGUACGUGCCCUACGAGCAGCGCGUGGAGACGUACCUCGUGCCCGUCAUCUUCCUCUUCAUCUUCGUGCUGGGCGCCGUGGGCAACGGCACCCUCGUGUUCGUCUUCAUCCGACACCGCGGCAUCCGCACCGUGCCCAACAUCUACAUAUUCAGGUGCGGAUCGUGUGUGUACUCUUGUGUGUGUGUAAAUACACCGUGAGAAAUGGUUAUAGGUUUUACAGGAAAAUUUUCCUUGAUGGUGUAUUGUAAAAUUACAAUUCAAAAUUGUAAAAUUACAAUUCAAAAUUGUAAAAUUACAAUUCAAAAUUGUAAAAUUACAAUUCAAAAUUGUAAAAUUAAAAAGCCCUUCCUAUCGACUUGGAAUUUUAUCAACAAACAAAGAAUGGAUUCUCGUGAGUUCACAAAAUAUUUUGUCAAUCGAAAUAAAAAGAUGGGGGCUAGAUUUUUAUAUUUUCUCCUUCUGGUAGAGACACUCCUGGGGACUGUCUAAAAAUGUUGUAAAUUUACGAUGGGGAGGGAAUAGUACUCACACAUGCAGGCACACCCACACAGCACUGUGUGUGGGCGUGAGCGGCAGCGGCACAAAGUUACGGCGCGCAAUGUCGAGCAGAACCGUAUGAAAGAUUCAAGUUUUAACUCAAGCGAGCCGUGACCCCCGGUUGUAUCAGAGAGAACGCCGCCGCCGUGUUGCUGGUUUGCCUGUUCCUCCUCCUCCUCUGCUCGCGCGCAAGAUGCCAUGCGGUGCGGUGCGUCUGCGGUCCGACAAAGUAUGCAAUCCCGCAACACUGUAGUAGCGCCUAUUGUCCGCUCUGAAAGGCCCGGUACCGAGGGGGUGCUGUCUUCGAAAAUCAUUGUACAAGGCCGAAAAAAUCACAAAAAAAA